AUGCGACCUAAAGCAGUUCAGUCAGAAAUGGGCUUCCAAUAUGACCUCAUGGGGGUGAAGACGUUUGCAGGCCUGCGCGGGUGCGUGCGCUACCAGGCAAGGCACAAUGGGGAGCUGGACCUUGCCCGCUGUCCUGCACUGCUGGGAGGCAGCUUCUCUGGCCCGGAGCCCAUGGGGCUGCUCUGGGCUUUGCAGCCUCACCCUCACAUUCUGGCUCUCUUUGUCUUGUCUCCUCCAGGAGAAGACCCCUUCCCAGGCAUCAUCGACAUACACGGACUCGGGGGAGGUCUUUUUGAGCACAGGGCCAGCCUGCUGGCCAACCAUGGCUUUGCCACACUGGCCCUGGCUUAUUAUCAGUAUGAGGAUCUGCCCCAGGAGCCAACUGAACUCCACCUGGAAUAUUUUGAAGAGGCAGUGAACUAUAUGCUCCAGCACCCACAGGUGAAGGGACCAGGGGUUGGACUGCUCGGUUACUCCAAAGGAGCUGAUCUCUCUCUUGCCAUGGCCGCCUUCCUGAAGAACAUCACAGCCGUUGCUUCCCUCAAUGGCCCUGUGGCCAUUACUUCUACUCCUCUCCGUUACAAGGAUAAAGUUAUCCCCUCUUUGCCUAUUGAUGAAGAAUGGGUCAAGAUCAUUGACUCCAAUAUUCUUGAUUUUUCUGACAUCCCUUUGGACCCCUUUCAAGCCCUACUGUUCAUCACGGGACAAGACGACCGGGUUGUCAAAAGUGAGUAUUUUGCUACUGAAGUCUGCAAGCUUUUGUAGGCUCAAGGGAAGGAGAACUUUCAGAUGCUCACCUACCCGGGAACAGGUCACUGCAACGACCCUCCCUAUUUUCCUUUGUACCCCAUAGGAAACCAUCCCAUUUUUCACAAGCGGGCAGUCCUGGGUGGGUAG
Messenger RNA from Charadrius vociferus (killdeer), 897 nucleotides. Its product is annotated as acyl-coenzyme A thioesterase 4-like. Gene Ontology annotation, biological process: fatty acid metabolic process; acyl-CoA metabolic process. NCBI's taxonomy places the organism in Eukaryota, Metazoa, Chordata, Aves, Charadriiformes, Charadriidae. The record is from RefSeq and is a predicted model, not a curated record. Gene Ontology annotation, molecular function: fatty acyl-CoA hydrolase activity.